This is a messenger RNA of Phaedon cochleariae (mustard beetle), 6938 nucleotides long. Lineage: Eukaryota; Metazoa; Arthropoda; Insecta; Coleoptera; Chrysomelidae. The record is from the annotation of a GenBank genome assembly.
AGGCGCAGUAACUGAAAGAUGGCCGCUUACGAUCAAUGAAUUCGUAGUACGGGUGUGUGUGAAGUAGUGUUUCGUGAAAUUAUGACUUACAAAUGAAUAAAAGGCAUAUUCAAGGGACAUGGGUAAAGACCAGGAAUUGUUGGAGGCUGCUAGAAAGGGCAAUACGGCCGUGGUGGAGAAGAUAUUGGGACAGAGAGCGAAAAGGAGUGGUCCAUUGGCAAGCCUUCGGAGGGGUCCUGGUGCAAAUGUGCAAGACAGUAGUGGAUAUUCAUGUCUUCAUCAUGCUGCGCUGAAUGGACACAAAGAAAUCGUAAAACUUCUCUUGGACCAUGAUGCCUCAACGAAUAUUGUCGACAGCAAAGGUUCAUCUCCGCUCCACUUGGCUGCCUGGUCUGGCAAUGUGGAAAUCGUCAGACUGCUUUUAUCAGGACCAGCUAUCUGUAACGUGAAUUUGACGACCAAAGAUGAUGAAACUGCUCUCCACUGCGCUGCACAAUACGGCCACACUAAUGUGGUCAGUCUCUUACUUCAACAUGCCUGUGAUCCUGGAAUAAGAAACUGUAGAGGCGAAACUGCAUUGGAACUUGCUGCUCAAUAUGGAAGAUUGGAUACAGUGGAGCUGCUGGUCAGGACCGAUCCAUCUUUGAUACAGUGCCUCAAGAGGACCACACCAGAUACAGUAUUUCCUCACACCCCGUUGCAUUUAGCUAGUCGAAAUGGACACAAAGCCGUAGUCGAGGUGCUCCUUCGGGCAGGUUUCAGCGUCAACAUGCGGACGAAAGCAGGGACGGCCUUGCACGAGGCCGCCCUAUGCGGUAAAGUCGAUGUGGUCAGGACCCUGCUGGAGCACGGGGCCAACACGUCCAUCAGGAACGUGAAAAACUUCACGGUGAUGGAUCUGUUGAACCAGUUCAAUACUGCGCCGGCGUCUCAGGAGAUCAUCAACAUAUUGAAGCGUCAUAGAAGAGGAUUACCACUAGUAGACAGUGACGGAGAGAGUAUUAGUCAUCCUUUUCCAACUGUGCCAAAUACAGAUUCCGAUUUAGGUAGUCCGUACGAGAACGUGAGACCAUCAUCCAAGAACGCGAGGUCGGUGACCACUGACCCUUCUCCCGGAACUUCCCCGCAAAGAUGGGAUUACAUGAGGCACGCUCGUCCUCCAGAAGCCUUCGACGACAGGAGGGUUUCCGGAGUUUCUGGAAUUUCAAUCAUGAACAACCACAUCCCACCACCAACACGAGAUAUCAAUCAAAACGAUGACACCUAUGUACCCAUGUCAUACACUGGAAUGCGUAACUCGAAACCUUACAGGAGCCUUCCAAUUCCCAAACGCACGAGAACUAGACCCUUGCAUAUCGAGCAGGCUCCUUUGGAGGGUAUCAUUUUUAAUUUCAAUGAAAAGCUGGUCAUGCGCAAAAGUAGCUCGGCUUCCACGAAAUCUGCAUCUUCUACGGCUUCCUUCUACUCGGCAAUAGACUGCAGUUCUCAAUGUGGCUCGCAUAGUAACUCUGAUUCAUCCACACAGGAGUCAGACAACAGUCUUUAUCAGAUCCCCUGCGUACCUAGGCAGUUUAUGGAUAGCAGCGCCUACUCUGAGGAUCUGAACUAUCUGAGCGCCAGUAGAGAGUCUGAUCAGAUCAGCGUUUCUUCUACGGCUUCUAGUUGUGGUUAUUAUCCUAGGAGACCUGAUAGCGGUGGCGUAUAUGUGCCAAUGAAUAGUUCGAGAAGUGGGCACAGUCCGGGCUCUAAUAGCAAGGUUUCGCCAACGCCUCCAAAAAAACCACCGCGUCGCAACAUAUCGGUUUCUCCGACGCACAUCCAGCCCAUGUCGAUGUCAGUCGAUGGCGUCAGCAAUAGCGCCUACGAGUACCUCUUCCUGGCACACAGUGGCACCAGGAGCCAAGGUAACCUCAACGACUUCAACAAAGAGAAUAGAAGAGAACGCUUGAGCCACGGCAGGAGCAUGGACCAGUACGUCGAGAUGAACGUAUUCAACAUUGCCUUGGACGAUGAGCCAGAAAGACCUAGGAGCGAGCUCCAAAGAGGCAAGAGUGAGGAUCUAGAUAGUAGGAAGAAAGAGCCUACGGCUAUCUCGUCUAUGUACGAGAACGUGAUUAUCAAACAGCAGAACCCGAGGAGAAAACUCAGGAGGAAUCCUGAGGUGUACGAGGACUACGACUUCAGGAGGAAAUGUAAGCAGGAACCGCUAGCUAGCUCCUCGGCUCCUGAAACUACCUUUGUCUCGAAUGCGUUCAUAAUGAUUUCGGAUGAUAACGGGGACAAAUCCAAUACCAUAAAGAACGAAAAGAAACUUACUAUUAAUAAUAGUUUUCCACUGUCACCUACUCAUUACCUUCAACCUCCUACUCCUGACCAUCCUCCACCCACUGCUGUGCAAGCUGAACAUGUCAUUUAUGAGAAGAUUCGGCCUCUUAGUCAGUUGAAUUUGUUAGAAAUUACAACCAAUGGCAGGCAUGCAACGCUGCAUUUUACUGUCUAUAAAAACCGACUUUCGUGGAUCCAUCAGGAGUACAAAAGGAGGUCCAGGGACAUGGAAACCGAAAUCGAGGAUGAGUAUCUACUCAUCUAUGAAGGCUCCAGUGGGAGUUUUUCCAGUAGUGUUUCUUUAUCGGAUAGGAGCAUCGAUAAUAUGCUGGAGGAGUACCACUCUGAUGUCCCAUUUGCAGGUCUCAUAAAGGGCUCUGCCAAAAAGGUUCUGGAGAACAUCAGCCCGAAUACGCCCGCGCAGCGCCCAAAAACCCUCAAAAAAUUGAAACGCGUAUACGAAACGACUAACGGCGACGGAAUCAAAAGCGACAAUGAGAAAUCCUCGAGUUCAGAGAAGGAAUCCGAUAACAAGGAGAAUAAGGAACGUGUCUCGGCAUUGAGUCCUUUCGACGAACAGGAGGAAUGGGCGAAGAUCCAGGAGAUUAUGGCGUCGUUCGGUACCGGAAUAGUCCGCGAAUCCGUUUUCGUGGCCGAGCUGGAAAAGGAGUUCCAAAGUAGGCUGAUGACUAUCAGCUGUUCGCAAAACAGUUUGGAUAAUAAUUCCACUGGAUGUGCGACCACCGUAGAGAAGUGGUUGCAAGGAUUGGGCAUGGGGGAUUAUAUCGGUCUGUUUAUGACCAACGGCUUCGAUGAUUUGAAUUUCUUGAAUGGCGUUAUCGAAGAAAACGACUUGAAAGAAAUGGGUAUCACCAGCGAACUAGAAAGACAAAUACUUUUAGAUUCAAUUAAACAACUAUCUCUGAAAAUCAACGAAAGUCCACCCAACGUUUGCAAUAAUAAUAACGAACAAAACUCUGUACGACUGUGGUUGAAAAAGAUAAACCUCGAUCAGUAUUACGAUACGUUUGCCAAGCAUCUGUAUCACGAUAUGGAACGAGUCAAAAGAAUUUGGGAUGUGGAGCUCUCAGCUGUGUUAGAUAUCGAAAAAAUUGGGCAUAGAAAGAGGAUACUAGCCAGCGUGAGUAGCGGAGAGCAUAUUGUGUCUGGUCCAAAAUUAGAAGAAAUAACUGAUCUCAAUUCCUUGAGAAGCCAACCUGUACCAGAUCUCCCAUCACCGUCAACUCAUUCAGUGAACAGCAAUACUGGGACGAUAAGGCAUAGGCACAAGAAAUCUCGACCAGCACCACAACCACCUGUGAAACAAACUGAACCUGAGAAAAAGUCGCCAGCAGAAAUUUUCGUUGGAGGAAGUAACUCCAUAAAAUCCCAGUGGAGGCAUCAGCCCAUACUUUUGAUAACGGGAUGUGUCAAAUAUGCAGCAAAUUAUUUGGGCUCCACUACCAUUCUGGAAUUCAAAGGAACUGAGUCUACUAAGAAAUCUAUCCAGAGGGUGAUGAAGUCGAAAGACCAUCCUAGCGAGGAGAUAUGCCUAUCUAUCUCCUACAGAGGUGUGAAGUUUAUAAAUCCCAUAGCACAGAAAAUUAUAUGUGAACACGAGAUCAAGAAUAUGAAUUGCGUUUGCCAGGAUACAGAGAAUCAGUCAUUUUUUGCGUACAUCACGAAGGAUUGUGAUUCUUUCUACUGCCACGUGUUCCAAGCAGUUUCUUCGGAGCAAGCCAUCGAUAUCAUCCUGACACUUGGCCAAGCCUUUGAGCUGGCCUACCAGAUGGCGCUGCGCGAUCAAGUCACCAGCAAGACCAAAAGCAGCCGUGACAACCACAAACCUGCUGUGAGUCCUGGAUCCGUCUCCUCCAACAGCCGAGACUUCAAGGACGCCUCCACUCGGUCGGCGGACUGUAAACUGAACGGUCAUCCCCUGAAAAUGAAGCCUUUAACGCUGUCCAUCGCAGCAGAGCCAGUGGAUGUGGGACCUCAGAGAACACCAACAGAGGGAGAAACACAUGAGUAGUGGGGAAGAAAUCUGUGAAAUUUUACGGAGGUUUGGGAAAGAUAAGUUGCUUCUGGUGAGAACAUUUUCUCAUAACGACGGUGUUAAAAUUGUCAAUGCUUCGUGGAGACUAUUGACUGUUUGAGAUGUAACAAACCGUCAGCUGAUAAUAGGUUCAGAUGAACUUUAUCUUUCCUAGACUAUGAUGAUGGAUGGAAGAAGAACACUGCCAGUGCUACUUUGGCAGAUUUGAAAUCGUUUGUGCCACAACUCUCGUGUUAGUCGUUAUUUUAGAUGAAAUCACCUGUCAUGUCAUCAAAUCUUUAGGUAGAUAGCACAGUCAUUGAAAAUUUGGAUAAUUAAAAAAUAUUUUACUGAUAGAUAAUGAUAAAUGUAAUAUUUUCUGAGAUUAUACGAAAGCAACGUAGUUAGUGUGCUUGAAAUGUGACAAAGAUAAGUAUAAACCAAAAAUCCAUAUUCACAAAUUUUGCAUCAGUAUUAAAUGACCAUAUACAUCAAGCAAUAGAUUAUAAAAUGCUAGAUAAAAGACGUCUAUUUGGAUCCAUGAAUUCGUUUCUUAUGUAAAAAACGUUUCAGUGUUUAGUUACCUUCAACCACUUCACAUUCGAUCAAAUUAUGGAGCAGCUUCAUCACAAUUGAAUCACGGAGAAUCAAGCAGAGAUUAGAAGACGAAACAGAAAUCAAUGACUCAUAAUUAUUCAGACUCAUUUUCUUUAGACGAACUUCUUCUUUGCGUGUUGAAGAUUCAAACUAUAGUUAUUUACUGAAUGAACCAUCAUUCGAUGAAGCUGCACCAUUAGGGUCGACUACGAUCUAGGUUCAGUUGAGAGAUCUUUACACCUCUGUUCUAGUUUAUCUAUUUAUUUCAAGUACAUGACUGCCGACGAGCAGAACUGCUCAGGAACUGUCCUGAGGAGGAAUCCAAAUCGAACUCUAGGUUUCAAAAAUUAUAUGAGAAUGAAAAACUAGAAACCUUACCUCAUCAAUUGUCAAAGGAAAUACACUGACCAAUGGAAUUAACGGGUAGGUAGAUUAAAAUAACAUCACAUAAUGGAAGGAACAAACUGAUAAAUGAACAAUAAAGUAAUCACUAAUGUGGGUUUCAAGAUGUUGCAACACAGCACUUGUGUAAGUGAUUCCUCCUUAAUCGAGUUUGCAGAGAAAUAUAUGCAACCGGCUCCCAGAAAACUUUCUGUGAGUGUCUCAAGGAAAAGGCUCACGAAUUUAGCCAGAAUAUACUGGAGAGUAUUUUCUGGAGAGCAUCUCUUCGUGAGGCCGAAAAUGACGAUUAGGUUAGGUACCAAAUUUCAAAUUACUUAUUAGUUUUUUUCUCUCAGAGAUACAAUUUGAAUUCACUUGUAUAUAGAUACAUACAUGAUGAAGUUAUAGAAUAUUCGAAUCAACGUGUGACUUGAGGUGAGCUUGCCUGCUUUUCGCGUCUUGGAGAGUUUAGAAACUAUUUGACGCGAUAUUGUAUUCUGCCUUGUGCUCAUCAUUCAACUGUAUUGAGGUUUGGUCUUUAGAUGAUGUCAAUUCACGAGAAUGAUUUUAUUCUUCAUCAAACCUUACAACACAAAAUCUUCAAUAUAAAUGAAGAAAUUUUGAGUGCAAGUUCAUUAUCCCUAAUUUUUGAGAGUGAUCCCAUGGUUCGAGAAUGAUUCCAUUAUCACUGGGUUGCACCUAUUCGUUUUCAUUUGAUGCAGCUCUAUACAUCUUGCAAUCAUUUCCUAUAUUCCUAGUAUUUCCUCAUCUUUAGUAUAUAACUUUUCUCAGAUAUUCUCAUGAUUUUUUAAAGCAAACUUAACUCAAAGCGAAGAUGAUGAGUAAUUCCAUUGGGAACUGAACAAGAUAAGAAGUAUAUCAAGUAUAUGAGAUGAAAUAACUGGUUAUGGUAUUUUGUUGGUUCUGAGUUCUUUUAUUUCAUUCUCAUAUAUUAUUGGGAGAAGUUUCUCUUAAUACAACUGCAACUCACAUAUAAUAUUCAGUUACUUUUGGUGUAAUUUCUUACAUCAGAAAUUUGCUCAAUUAUCUUGAACUUUCACAUAUUUAGGGAGCAAUAUUUGAAAUAUUUUUUAUGUCAUUGUAUCACUUCCGCACUAUACAACUCACACCACUAUAUAAUAUACAUAAUAAUAUAUCCUCUUAAAGACUAUCUUCCAUUUUUGUAAGUCAUAGCUUGUUAUAUAAAUUAAUGUACAUAAAUGAAUGUCUAGAAAUUAUAUAGAAAAGCUUUAUUAUAAUAUAUUUAGCGGAGUUUAAUCCUUUUUGGUGUGAAAAUCGAUAUUAUAUAAGAGAGAUACAAAUAUUAUGAAAAUACCGCUUUUGAGCAUUUAAUGCUUGAGCUGUUCUGGCUCGAUAAACUCAAAAACUGAAUGUUACGAAAUUUCAAGUUAAUAUAUUAUUCUUCGUAAUUUGUAUUGAAUCAUGGAUUUUAUUCACGCACCAGUUAGAAUUAUCAUUUCCGAAUUCAGUAUUGUAGUUUUCACGUACCUAUUUUAUUAUUUCACUGUGAUUUAUACCUACCCACAUUAAUGUUUUAUAAUUUGUUAAUUUUUGGAUAUUUUAAUAAAUCAUUAUGUUU